AUGGAUUCUAAACACAUUCUCGAAGAGGAGCUGCCACCUCCUUAUACUAUUAAUACCGCACUCAGCUCAGAUUCAUCAGAGAACUAUCCAGCCACCGCCUUAGAACAGCACCUAGAAUGCCUAACGAACCGUAUUCGCCAGGCACAAGAGGCUCGUUCCAUUCAGCAAUUAUUCGACGAUGACUCACUUCUUGAACUCAUAGUACCCGAGAUCCAUGAUUUCCUAGCAUAUCUGGGCACGCAGGAUACUACGCCCAAGCUCGCUCAUCUGACCCUCGUCCCUGACGGCGCUGUCCCGAAUAAAGCGGUCCUGAGCGGUAUGGAAGAGAUGCGGAAGCGCGGAGAGGCUUGUCGGGUGGCGAGAGUGAAUUGUUUCAGCGGUGAUAGUGAAAAGCAAGGGGCUACCGCUGAUACUGCUGCUGCAGCCAAUAGCGAAGACUGGCCUGUUGGUCGAGAGUUCAGCGACUGGGGAAGAUUCGGAGAUGAAAAUUCUUCUUCGUCUCCUUCUUCUUCGAAGAACACGCGCAGCUUAUUAUGGUGGAACGAUGAGAAAAUGGCCCGUCGGCUCGCGCGCCUUUUACAACCUUCCCCGACGACAGCUCCGCCUGCACCACCACCACCACCACCUAUUGUUCAGACUCACGUGCAGGCAGCUGUUGAAGCACGUAUACCGCCGCAGAAAGAGAAGAGAGGUGGAUGGGGGCUCUGGGGAAAGAAAGGAAGCUCUUCCUCUUCUGGAAGAAACGAGACUUUUGCGACGAAGAGUGUGAAGAGUGAUGUUGAAAUGCUGCGGGGCAAGGGGGAGGGUAGCGGGGUAGGGGUCCCCGCCACGAAGAAGAGUAUAGAAAAGGGAACUGGGAAAGAAAGUAAUGGCGCGAAGAUGGUGAUUACUGCGGAAGAAGUCGCGUUUCGACUAGAAAAUGAGUUUGGAUUGAUUGAGAGUAUUCGGGGAUGGGCUGUUGUGGUUGUUGUGCAGGUUAAGACUUGA
Xylaria bambusicola is the source of this 987-nucleotide messenger RNA. RefSeq lists its product as uncharacterized. The transcript has a single exon. Bases 1 to 987 code for a protein of 328 amino acids. Lineage: Eukaryota; Fungi; Ascomycota; Sordariomycetes; Xylariales; Xylariaceae. The record is from RefSeq and is a predicted model, not a curated record.